CCCACAACACAACCACUCCUCCCCCACCACCACCACCACCACAAACACCUAAAUUUCCCGAAAUGCCACCAAUGACCUCCCUCCCGCCUCCUCUCUCAACAAUAAUCCUAACCCUCCUGGGCGCGCUCACAGGCUACUACAUCGGCAAAACCUCGGGUGUCAAAACCGCCGAGCGAAUCAAAGAGCUAAAAUCCUCCCCACCGGUGUCCCCCGACGACUCAUUCACCCCCGCUUCCCCAACCGCCAAACCCCCCUCCGAGGACAACGAUGACGACGACGACGACUGGGCAACCACCUCCUCAACAAUAAACCCCUACACCAACCUCUCGGAGGACUGCAAGAUGGUGUUCGUGGUGCGCACGGACUUAUCCAUGACGAAGGGGAAGAUAGCAGCACAGUGUGGUCACGCGACGCUCAUGUGCUAUAAGAGCGUGCGGGAGCACGCUCCCGGCAUACUGGAACGGUGGGAGAGGCUCGGCCAGGCCAAGAUUGCGCUCAAGUGUUCCGGAGGUGAGGAGGGGGGUUUGGAUGGGGAGGAGGAGCUGGAGACGUUGGCUGGCGUAGCGGCGAGUUUGGGGGUCGUGGCUAGGAUCGUUAGGGAUGCUGGUAGGACUCAGAUUAAGGCGGGGAGUGCUACGGUUUUGGGGGUUGGGCCCGCGCCUAGAAGUAUUGUGGAUCAAAUCACUGGGCACUUGAAGUUAUUGUGAUUCUUGGCUAGAUUGGGGCUACUGCUAGUAGUGUGAUAGAGGGGAUUGGAGAGUGGUUGGUGGUAUAUAUCAUGAUGCACACCACAGGCGCUGCCUUUUUUAUUUUCACUUUCUCUUAUUUACCGUUCAUCACAUCGCGGUGCACUUUAUCUGGCUUGGCUGUAAAUCCACUCUACUCGAGUAGUCCCCCGGAAAACGUCUUCGUGAAACAGAGUUUCUCUUUGGCCACGAUUACAGUAGCCUAAGAUGGGCAGGCAGUUGCCUGUUCCACUGACAAGGAGAAAUUCUGUUUUUCACAAAAAAAAACAUUUCGUCGAGUGGCAAGAGCUAGAUUAGAUGUCUUUCCCUGUGGUUGGCACUAGCAGCGCUAUGUGCCAUGCCGAUGUGCAUGGCACGGCACGGGGAAAUUCCAGAGGGUGGUGAAAUUGAUGAAAAGCACAGUUUGGCACAAUUAUAUUGUCAAGAGAAGAUGAGCUGUGGCUUUUACCAGUUCCCCUCCCCACACAUACUCGAGUAGAUAAUAUCAUAGUAACUUACCGGCAAUAAUGUGUUUACUUGCUUCCAGACUCCACAAUAUUGUUUUUGUCUUCAAGUUAUGAUACUAUAUCUCGACUUUCCUUUCCUUCACUUUUUCCAAAUAUUUUUUUUUUCAACCCAAAAUUCAUUCUAUUCACUUA
Molecule: messenger RNA, 1384 nt
Organism: Tuber melanosporum (Perigord truffle)
Lineage: Eukaryota; Fungi; Ascomycota; Pezizomycetes; Pezizales; Tuberaceae
Exons: 2
Coding region: 63-707 (214 amino acids)
Cellular component (GO): cytosol; mitochondrion
Molecular function (GO): peptidyl-tRNA hydrolase activity
Source: RefSeq, a predicted model, not a curated record